UCAAAAAUCCAAUCCAAAAACCUUUCGGAGUAAAAAAUGGCAACUUUCCAUUCUCCAAAAUUUAUGGAUUUGAAAAACUCUGUUUUCAAAUUUUUGUCAGUUUUGUAAACCCAAGGAGUCAGUUUGGUCAAUUUCGUCUCUAAGAAGUCUCACGAAACUUGCAAGAGACGCAGUAAGCUGUUCAGAAAGAGAGGAAAAAAACUCUUCAGCACUUGUUUUCUCAGUCGCAGUUCCCCCAAAAUCGGCAUGGAUUUGGACCCAGAUGAGGUUUUCAGAGACGACGAUGACGAUCCUGACAAUCCACUCUUUCAGGAAAGGGAGUCGACCAAGGAACUCGCGGUUUACUUGGUGGAUGCUUCCCCUAAAAUGUUCAGCACCACUUGCCCCUCGGAAGAUCAAAAGCAGGAAACUCAUUUCCAAGUUGCUUUGAGCUGCAUCUCGCAAUCAUUGAAGGCGCAAAUCAUUAACAGAAGUUAUGAUGAAGUUGCUAUAUGCUUUUUUAACACAAGGGAAAAGAAGAAUUUGCAGGAUCUAAAUGGUGUCUUUGUGUUUAAUGUCUCUGAACGAGAAGAUCUUGAUCGACCUACGGCAAGGCUUCUGAAAACCAUUGACAGCAUAGAGGAAGUGUUUAUGAAAGAGAUUGGAAGUCAGUACGGCAUUGUCUCAGGUUCUCGUGAGAAUUCUCUUUACAAUGCUCUAUGGGUAGCGCAAGCACUGCUGCGGAAAGGAUCUGCAAGGACAGUUGAUAAGCGGAUCCUUUUGUUUACAAAUGAAGAUGACCCUUUUGGAAAUAUCAAAGGUGCUACAAAGUUUGAUUUGAUAAGAACUACAUUACAGAGAGCUAAGGAUGCUCAAGAUCUCGGGAUUUCAAUUGAACUUUUCCCCCUGAGUUGCCCUAAUGAGCAGUUUAAUAUCUCCCUCUUUUAUGGUGAUUUGAUUGGAUUAGAAGAGGGUGAUCUUGCUCAAUAUAUACCUUCAGCAGGAGAUAGAUUAGAAGAUAUGAAGGAUCAACUGAAGAAACGAAUGUUCAAGAAGCGUAUAGUCAGAAGGCUCAAAUUCUCUAUCACCAAUAGAUUGUCAAUUGAUGUUAAUAGUUAUGCAUUGAUUCGUCCCACCCUUCCUGGAGCAAUUACUUGGCUUGAUUCCAUCACAAAUCGUCCAUUAAAGACAGAGAGGUCACUCAUUUGUGCGGAUACAGGUGCAUUAUUUCUGGAACCUUCAAAGCGAUUUCAGCUUUAUAAAAAUCAGGUAAUUAAAUUCUCUGGGGAGGAAUUAUCUGAGAUCAAGAGAGUCUCUGUUGGGCAUCUUCGGCUUCUAGGUUUCAAGCCACUGAGUUGCUUAAAAGAUUAUCACAAUUUACGGCCAUCAACAUUUUUAUAUCCUAGUGAUGAGGAAAUGGGUGGUAGCACUUGCAUCUUCAUUGCCCUCCACAGAUCCAUGUUGAAGCUUGAUCGUUUUGCAGUUGCUUUUUUCGGCAGUCCAUCACACCCCCAACUAGUUGCUCUUGUGGCCCAAGAUGAGAUCGUUACUGCUGGGGGGCAGGUUGAACCACCAGGAAUGAACAUGUUAUAUUUGCCUUAUGCUGAUGAUAUCCGACAUGUUGAGGAGCUUCAUCCGGAUCCUGAUGUUGCAUCUAAAGCAACUGAUGACCAAAUAAAAAAGGCUGCUGCUUUAAUUAAACGCAUCGACUUGAAAGACUUUUCAGUUUGCCAGUUUGCCAAUCCUGCCUUGCAGAGACAUUAUGCAGUACUGCAGGCUUUAGCCCUGGGAGAAGAUGACAUGCCAGAGGUUAAAGACGAAACAGUCCCUGAUGAAGAAGGAAUGGCCAGACCUGGAGUCGUGAAGACUUUAGAAGAAUUCAAGCUAUCGGUAUAUGGGGAAAAUUACGAAGAAGAGGAAGCUGGAAAAGGAAAAGUGAGUGAAGCUGCACAAAAGAGAAAAGCCAUAUCGGAGAGUGCUGCUCAAAAGUGUAAGGAAUACGACUGGGCUGACCUUGCAGACAAUGGAAAGUUGAAAGAAUUGUCAGUAGUGGAGUUGAAGUAUUAUUUGACAGCACAUGAUCUUCCUGUGUCUGGAAAGAAAGAAGCCUUGAUAAGCAGGAUACUAUCACACAUGGGAAAGUAGAAGAAUCCUUCACAGGUUAUUCUUCUAAGGAUGACAGAACACAUGAGAUUACCAACUGUAAGAUUUGUAUUCCUUUUCUUUUAGACUCUUCUUUAGUUAAACAGAGAGGGUCUCGGCUUGUUUUUGAGCUAUUUUUGUUCUUUGUUCUUGGAUUCAAAGAUCUACAUGAGUAACUCAUUUUGGGAUCCCAAUUUAAAAAUGUCAAAAAAUUACAAAUAUUUUCAUUUUCGUCUAGAGUUAGGCUCAUUUAGGAGGAAGCCCAAAUGGAAAUUACUAAAUUUUGGGCGCCAUUUCAUUUGAUUUUCCCCCAUUCCAAAGUUCCAGAGAAUUUGUUUCUCUCAAAACUUUGUCCCUGCCAUGUAUGAUUUCCUUGCAGUCCUAAUUUCCCCAUUCCAUUCUUGUUUUGCACUGGCGAAAAGGAACCUUGGAUUUCAGUUUUUCACCGGGGGCAUUUGAUUGUAACCGAAAAUCGAGUCCAUUGCCAUUCGAUUUUCACUGGCAACACACCAUUGGUUUAUGA
Messenger RNA from Momordica charantia (bitter melon), 2644 nucleotides. It is a transcript of the gene KU70, whose product is annotated as ATP-dependent DNA helicase 2 subunit Ku70-like protein. Lineage: Eukaryota; Viridiplantae; Streptophyta; Magnoliopsida; Cucurbitales; Cucurbitaceae. Gene Ontology annotation, biological process: double-strand break repair via nonhomologous end joining; telomere maintenance. Gene Ontology annotation, molecular function: telomeric repeat DNA binding; damaged DNA binding; DNA helicase activity. Gene Ontology annotation, cellular component: nucleus; Ku70:Ku80 complex. The record is from RefSeq and is a predicted model, not a curated record.